AUGCACAAUCCACGAGCGCAAGCGACUACGGCCCUCAAACGUCUGAUGACCGAGUAUCGACAACUGAAUAACAAGAACGCCAAGAAGUCCGAUAACGAGGAGGCGAUGUUUGUUGCUGGUCCGAUUUCCGAAUCAGACUUUUUUAUCUGGGAAGCCUUGGUUGCUGGACCUCAGGAUACUCCGUUCGAAGGAGGCCUGUUUACGGCCAUUCUAACCUUUCCCCGAGACUAUCCUCUAUCGCCCCCCAAGAUGACUUUCAAACCUCCCCUGCUUCAUCCUAACGUCUAUACUACCGGUGAUGUUUGCAUCUCAAUCCUUCAUCCACCGGGAGAAGAUCCAAAUCAAUACGAAUCCGCUUCCGAACGAUGGUCUCCUGUCCAGUCUGUAGAGAAAAUUCUAUUGAGCGUCAUCAGUAUGUUGGCUGAACCUAAUGUCGAGAGUGGUGCUAAUAUUGAAUGUUGUAAACUUUAUCGAGACGAUCGAAAGAUGUAUGAAAAAACUGUGCAACAGUUCGUUCGACAACAACUCGAGUUGUAG
This is a messenger RNA of Puccinia graminis f. sp. tritici CRL 75-36-700-3, 537 nucleotides long. Its product is annotated as ubiquitin-conjugating enzyme E2 G2. The transcript is spliced from 5 exons. The record is from RefSeq and is a predicted model, not a curated record. NCBI's taxonomy places the organism in Eukaryota, Fungi, Basidiomycota, Pucciniomycetes, Pucciniales, Pucciniaceae. Gene Ontology annotation, cellular component: cytosol; endoplasmic reticulum. The coding region runs from base 1 to 537 and encodes 178 amino acids.